AUGUGUUUGCAUUCAAAACAUUGGCUGAGGAAAGAGAGACAGUCGCGCAUGGCGGUCGCGGCGCGGUCGCUUGUUCUGAAGGGCGACCGCAUUCGUUUCCGCGUGGCGCUCGAGCGCGCCAAAGCGCCAAAUGACUCGGCACAUACGAGUACAUCACAUGUCGUGUACUCGUACAUACACAGCACGGCACACGUUCCGCGCAUCCGCUACCUACCUCCCAACUUCAAUCCGGAAGAUCACCGUUGCUUCUAUUGCAUGAGCGCU
This is a messenger RNA of Iphiclides podalirius (scarce swallowtail), 264 nucleotides long. NCBI's taxonomy places the organism in Eukaryota, Metazoa, Arthropoda, Insecta, Lepidoptera, Papilionidae. The record is from the annotation of a GenBank genome assembly.